Molecule: messenger RNA, 4417 nt
Organism: Hypomesus transpacificus
Lineage: Eukaryota; Metazoa; Chordata; Actinopteri; Osmeriformes; Osmeridae
Gene: nkx2-9
Product: NK2 transcription factor related, locus 9 (Drosophila)
Exons: 2
Coding region: 3222-3917 (231 amino acids)
Biological process (GO): cell differentiation; regulation of transcription by RNA polymerase II
Cellular component (GO): nucleus
Molecular function (GO): RNA polymerase II cis-regulatory region sequence-specific DNA binding; DNA-binding transcription factor activity, RNA polymerase II-specific
Source: RefSeq, a predicted model, not a curated record
GAUCGUUAUUUUCAUCGUAGAGAACCCUCGUAACAGCUACGAUCCAUCGUUAUCGGGAAACGCACCCCAGGUCAGUGAGGCCUACAUGCCACCAAUGCCAAAUAGAAGUUCAAAAUGUGUAAUAUUCGCAAGAACUUAAGUUGAUUAAAAAUAUAGGCUAACAAGUGAUAAUAUCUAGUUUAUGUAGGCUGUUCAUUCUGACUUUAUUAUCAUCAAUAUUAUGAUUAUUACGGUUAUUUUGGACCGCAGACACAUAAUUGAUUGACAUGAAACGUACUCAACAGGCGGGUUCAAGCUUACUCUCUACCAAGCAAGUAUUUUAUCCAUUCAUUUCAUUUAGAGGGGGGCUCUUAUCCAAAGCGUUGUGCAGGGUGGUAGUUGAACUGGGGAACUAAUGUCAAAUGCUCUACCACUGAGCUUUACCCGUUUGCGUUGAAUGGUUUAGCUGAUGGACACAAUGUAGACUACAGCUGGCCUAUUAGGCUUCCCUUGUGGUUCCCCAACUCUGAAAUUAACAUAAGCAAGUGGGUAGGUCUACGUGUGUCUGAUGUCUGAGUGUAAAGACUCACGUGAUAGUUUUUGAUAUUCAGACAUCGUUUAGACAGUGUCAUUCGUCCAAAUAGUCCUUGCAGUGUCGCUGGAGGCGUGUCGGGCCUGUCCAGCACACUUUAGACACGCCCAUAGGAUUUCGGAUCAAUGUGAAUGCUUGUCCUCACGAGGGCAGCACAGCAUUACAGAGAUACCAUAGCUGAAGCUGAACACUCAACAACAUAUUAGCAAGAGUUGAGAUCAAAGUGGCUGUAUGUAUGAAGAGAUUCUUUAUACAAAUCGUCGCCAGACUUUGUUUUAUUCUCACGUAAGAAAAAUAACCACAACUCUGAAUCAAAUAGGCUAAUGUUUUUGUUUUACAAGCCUUGCCUUCUAGCAUAAAUGGCGGAAUAGCCUGCACAUAGGCCAUAGGCUAUCACGGUUUUUUCGCGAACACGUCUUAAAAGCACAUUGCCUUUUUCAUAGCCUAAGCAUAAGUUAGAGUGAAAAUAGCAGGUGUGCCCACCAGCAAGUGUCUACCUUUGUCUAAUUGAUUCUAUUAUAAACAUGUGUUGGUCCCAUUUAUUUGUAUUAUUUAUUUUAAUAACUGUGUUUGUCAGUAGGCAGUAGGCUUAUAGGCUAAUUCACAACAUCAAUGCCAUACUUGAUGCAAAAACGCUCUAUGUUGGCACAUGUUACUCUGCAACGGGGUUUGAGAAAUCUCGUUGAGUAGAUCCUGAGAUAAGAGUUUAACAACCAGAGUAAAUAUUUGGCGGUGAAGAGCUCUUGGGAGUGUGAGAGCCCUUUUUCGCUGUUGAAGCAUGUGGAUGUUUAAUAGAUUAAGGGGCUGUGAGGUCAUUGUGGCCGCGCAUUCCCAGUCUGUGAACAUGACUUCUCUUUGCCCAGAGAGUUUGUGCUCUCUAAUCAAGAGCUCUCUGUAAACCUACCCACUCCAACGACCAUAGACCGCCAUACUGUAGCCUAAUCCGUUUGUGUUUGUCAACCAGUAGUCUUGUGGGCUAAAGGUAUACAAAAAUGCAACAGUUGACACUUCACUGCAAGAACAGACACGCAAAUAUUGUUUAGUCCGAUUUGCGAAGAACCAUUAAUUGUGCUUGACUUCUUCUCAUGUAUUUUCAAGUGUUUGAUGUUGUGCAGGCCUGCGUGUGCAGUUUAAAUUCCAGGGAUGUAACUAGGCCUAUGUCGGCCCAAACAUGCGUUAAUCCUAAAUGUUUAUAAUCCAGGUCAAUAUAAUUUAUUGUAUAUAGCCUAAUGGUAAAUCGUGGUGAGUCGUUACAUUUGAUUCCCAGAUUUAAAAAAAUAAAACGAGUUCGUUUCAAGUCAUAUAGGCCUAUUGCAGUUCUUGGUGGCAGUAGACGAAGGCCUACACCAGUAUAUAGCGGCCCAUUCCGCUCCAUUCAAAACCAUGACAACAAGCAACAAGCUCGGAUUUAUCCUCAAAAGUUAAAGGACAUUGUGUCGGGGCGUCAAUCAAGCAUUAUUGCGGGGCUGAACAAAUGCAAAAUCUUGACUGGAACAAAUGCUUCCAACGGGUCUCCGACGCGGGGCUACAUUUCCCUCUUUUGUUCUCUCCUCUGGUUGGCAUGUAUUUGUGUUCCCUCCCGUUCGACCACCCAGGACGACUGGGAGCCGUGUCCACUGCUCUUCUCGCGGGGACUGGCGCGUUGUCACCAUGCGCUCAGAGAGCAAACCGUCCUUGGCUAUAGGAACUGCACCAACCUGCCUCUUCCACCUAACUGAAGUGUUGGAUGAGAGCCACUGUCAGACUCUCUUAAUUCUUAAAACACACCUCUAGAGGAGAUUCAUGCCUAAUGCCUGUAUUUGUUUGACAAACACUCUCUCGUUCUACGUGACGUUCGGAAAACGCAAAGAGGCUGUAGCUGCUCUGUUUUAUAAGGUAAUGGAGCAGACGUGCGCAUCUCCAAAAUAACUCGAGCAAAGUAUUAUGAUUUUUUAAAACAGAACAGUCUCUAAAAUGUCUAAAUUCACAUUGAACUUUAUUAGGCUCAACUUUUAAGUUUAAGUUUUCUUAAACUUCCUAAAAAUAAAACAAAAUGCCCUAUACGCAUACUUUUCGUUGUUUUCUUGAAAAUACAAUAAUCAAUGGUUUCAGGGUUUUUAAAAUACCUGUUUUGUGGUUGCACAUCAAUAAUAUCAUUAGUUAAACCAACUCCGGGCAUCACACUAAUUGCUCACUUUGUGUGCCAAUAUUGGACAUGUUAUUUUGGCGGGUGCAGUGAUGGGUUGGGCUCUGUUGUCACUUGCCACCCAAGACGUGAUUCAGCUGCAACAAUUACCAUUAUCUGUUCCCGAGUUUUCACGAUACGGGACGAAUUUGUAAUGAUGACGAGUGUUUCCUUCAGCCUUUGUUGAAGAGUCGGGGUAUUCUUCUGCGUGUUCACACCUACCGCCAUUGGAUAGCCGCACUCCAGUCAUUCAGGUACUUAGCAUCCUCACAGAGAGGGGGGCACUUUAUAAGCGGCUUGUGUUAGCAGCGUGAAGUGCUGUUUAUAUAAACACUGAGCCCCAUGUGCACAGUGGCAUUCUAGGUUGUGUUUGACAGCGUGCGCCUCGCUAUUUCUUGAGUGGAGACUCUGCUGUUGUCCCACGGCAUCCUCUCGUGGUUUAUUUGGAUAGUUUUGCGUAAAAGGAUUCGAUUUCCUCCAGACGUCAUGGCUGCCUCUACGAAGUUCAGUUUUUCCGUCAGGAGCAUCCUGGAUUUGCCAGAGCAUGAAGGCCAUAUCAUCCCGCAGCCAUCCCCGGCCCAUUCCUGUUCCAGCUCGCCGUACUCCUCGUGGAUGGACAGCGACCCGAGUCCUUGUCCAUCAUCCGACGAAAGCAGCCUGGAGAGCAAGGCGGAUGUGUCCUCCAUGGAAAAUGAGGCAGAGAAAAAGAAGAAGCGCCGAGUUCUCUUCUCCAAGGCCCAGUCCUUUGAGCUGGAGAGACGCUUCCGCCAACAGCGCUAUCUAUCCGCACCGGAGCGCGAGCAGCUGGCUCACCUCCUUAGCCUGACGCCCACGCAGGUGAAGAUCUGGUUCCAGAACCAUAGGUACAAGAUGAAGAGAUCACGAGCUGAAGAAACUCAGGACAUAAAUCAACCACCGAUGCUGCGCAGGGUUGUAGUGCCCAUCUUGGUGCGCGAUGGGAAACCGUAUCCGACCUGCAUCAUUGACGCAGAUAAAAGAAGUUGUUUAGCACCCUGCACCUCUCAAGCACCCUUCAGUUUGGCCUAUCCGUCUUUUCAGCAUCCGUCGCCUUUUGCUUUCCCUUCCCGAUAUCAGCACUUUUCCCACCCGACAGCAUCCAGACACACCUUUGCAUGGCGCGACUUUCUUAACGACUCUGUUCACUUCAGCUCUUUCAAAUGACAAUUGCCAGUAGCCUACAAGUUUACCACCGGGGCAUCUUGUUGAUUCACCAAAAUCGACAUUCCAAGUUUUAUUAAUCCCCAUAAAAACAGUAUGAGCUACUUAAACUCACAUUGUAUGAAAAUUAUUUUGCACAUAUUUUAUUUUUGUAUUUUAUCAAAUGUUGGUUACGAAUGAUAUACAGAUUACUUUUGACUAAUGUGUGUGAUUUUGGUAUGGGCGUAUAAGAUAUGAAGAGCACUGACAGCAGGGCCUAUACAACACAAAAAUGUGUUUGACUACAUAGAUUAUUGUAUGCUUUCUAGUCUAUAUUUUUCCUAAUUGGUUUUAAUAUUUCGUGUUGUGUAUAAAAGCACGCAAUAUAAUUGUCCACGUUUACAAGAGCUGAUCAUUGUUGUAUCAGAAAUUAGAACUGUUAAUCUUAAUUUGUAAAGUUGUAGGCCUAUGUUUUUUUAAUCUAAUGGGCAUAUAUUCCAAUUCUCAAUGUGUUGUUCUUAAUG